Somion occarium is the source of this 2030-nucleotide messenger RNA. The record is from the annotation of a GenBank genome assembly. Lineage: Eukaryota; Fungi; Basidiomycota; Agaricomycetes; Polyporales; Cerrenaceae.
CGAACACUGAGUACUGAACAUCAGUGGAUCUGUUUCCCACAGUCUCUGGCUACUCUGCCUUUGGGAGACUAGGUAAGUGCGACCAUCAUCGAUUGAUGUCGACCUGACCCAAACAUGUAUCAAUCCUUCUUGACUUGACGCAAACGUCCAUCAAUCCUUUUUGUGUUGGAACCGCCACCUCGAGAUAUUUAAACUUGGUCGGUAAUUGUUGCCUGGUGAGGUCUCAACUUCGUCGGGAUUGUUUUCAGACACCAUCUUUCGGGCACAAUUUUUAGAGCCUAUCAUCUUUCUGAGCGAGCCUAUGUACUGUUUUCGUAAGGUCGCAAGCCAUUACAGGAAAUAUAAGUUGGGCAGAACCUCAGGGCUGUCUAACCCUGGAGACGGGUCGAUGACUCGGAGUGAUAUGUUAGAUCCCCAAGAUGAUUGCCAGCAUCUUCGUGACCCAGAGGUCUCAAUGACACCUAGGACUCUAACAUUACCUGUCGAGAUUUGGGAGGCGAUCAUUGACGAAGUUAGUGGUCCCGUCUUGUGGGAUUAUCGGUUUCGACGUCCUAGCACCGAGACAUUGCGUGCUUGUUCCCUUACCUGUCGUUCAUGGCAGACGAGGAGCCAAUGGAACUUAUUUCGCUUUCUCCGCGUCAACCGUCGACGAGACGUGAUGACAACCCAGGACGUAUCGCGCGUGCGACCCAAUCAUACCGGAGCUGUUCGCCAUCUGGAUAUAAUCGAUACAAAUCCUUUCGCAGACGACUCCCUGAAGGCUUACGGUGUCAGUCAACUUGUAACUGACUUGUUACCUUUGCUGGCUGCACUGGAGGGCAUUCGCUUUUGUAACAUAAACCUCUCUCCGCUGGAUCACGGAGCCAUGCAUACGUUCACCCUUCUGACUUCUCUCCGGCGUCUGUAUCUGGAUGAGGCAUCUUUAGCAUCACUGACUCAGUUGGAGGCAUUAGUUUUAUCGCUUCCAUCGUUGACUCAGCUUUCUUUGGAGAGUCUCGACUUCUCGGAAAGUGCACCCGAAACAUCCUCAUACCCUAAUCUUGCAGAGCAUUCGCGCCUUCCUAGACUUCAGACGGUCAAAAUUACUUAUGACCAUAUCCAUCCGCCACCGAUUGUUCUCUAUGAUUGGCUUUCGCGGACACCUGUCACUGUAUCCUUGACCAGUUUCACGUACGUUGGCAUGCAAUCGAUAUAUUCUAGAGUGGAUGAAAAGGCACCAGCAGUCGCACGGUUACUCCGUGCGAGGGGCACUCUCCUGCGAGAGCUGACCUUGUCCGCAUGUUUAUUCAAUUCGCCUGAGCUAUAUACAGGUUUGCAAGCUUGUCCUGCUCUGCGCAGGCUCUGUAUCCGUGAUGCCACGAAAUACCUGUUGGGCUGCGUGAAUCUCGCAUUACCCUACAUUCGGUCUAGUCUUUCCCAAAUGUGUUUUGAAUUCACCAAUGUUAUGGCGAGAAGGGAGCCUGAUGAUGAUAGAGUGUGGCAAGCCCUCGACAAUAUCCUCCAAAACACCCCAUUCCAGAACUUGAAUGAAGUGUCACUCCGGCGCAGCCCAUGUGAUCCCUCUACUCGCCUACCACGUACAUCGGACAGAGGCAUACUCACAUUCACUGUCGAUAAUGGUUGGCCGUAUGACUCGGACUAGAUUCAACGAAGAGGGUUGAGAGACUCCGGCGUCUGCUUCUCUCUUUCUACUAUGCAUCCCUUCUGGAGUUGUGUUUCACGGCAGCCGAAUGUACUUUUUCUCUUGUCCAUUGUUUUCAUUCUGUUCUCAAUUUAGGUUGUGUCGCUAGUGGCACCACAUGAUUAUCAAUAUGCUUACCUGUCUCUUGAUGUUCAUUUCUUUUUACUUCGCCUAUCCUGCGUGCUGGUUUGAGGGACUGGUAUCUGUUCUUGUCUCACAUGUCGAGCUAGGCAUGGCCUGGUCCGUCUUUGUUAAUAAGGAUCGUCACCACAGGGAAACUCGCUGCCGCGCGCACUGUAUGCUGGCUGAUAUAUAUCUGAAUCUUCCGAGGCCGGGAAUUGGCCACCUA